Bicyclus anynana (squinting bush brown) is the source of this 3255-nucleotide messenger RNA. RefSeq names its product ionotropic receptor 75a. Gene Ontology annotation, molecular function: ligand-gated monoatomic ion channel activity. The transcript is spliced from 11 exons. Gene Ontology annotation, cellular component: membrane. The record is from RefSeq and is a predicted model, not a curated record. NCBI's taxonomy places the organism in Eukaryota, Metazoa, Arthropoda, Insecta, Lepidoptera, Nymphalidae. Bases 178 to 2088 code for a protein of 636 amino acids.
AUUGUAAUUCGCAUCACGUGAUCGAAGUUAAUGCAUAAUGUAGCACCUGUCAUUCAAACCUUUAAAGUAAUGGCUUCCGAAAAUUGACCAAUUUGUUGUUCAAACUUAUUUUCAAGUAUACAAGAUGAUUUUUAAGCUCGUUACUUUAGCAAUUUUGAAUUUCAUUUUCUUGUUAACAUGUGUCCAGUUUGCACGAUGGAGAAAGCUGGUCUUGUUACUUUUUUCUUGCUAUUCGGAGUAGUUUUUUCAGAUAUUACCACAGAAGUAAACUUGAUUUCAAAUAUUCUGACGUCUACAGAAAAACCUUCAUCGGUUGUGGCUAUAACUUGUUGGCCCUCCUACAAAAAAGUGCAACUGUAUUCGACGUUGGCAGCAAAAAAUAUGAUUGAAUUUAUAGAACCAGGUGACAUAUCUAAAAAUUUAGAACAGAUGCACCAUGUCGUAUUUGUGGCUGAUCUUAGUUGUCCUAAUACUUUGAAAUCAAUUAAAAUGUUCAAUGAGGAGAAAAUGUUUGCAGCGCCUUUUCGUUGGAUACUGAUUGGACUGAAUGCAAGUGAUUCUGAAAAAGAAAUUAUUCUACCAGAAGUUUUCGAUAAUGUUAAUUUUUUAGUUGAUUCUGAAAUAAUACUUUUGCAACGGCUCCAUGAUAUGUCCUACGCGAUAUAUUACGUUUAUAAAAUAAGAGCAGAGAAUUCUUGGAAAACAGAGUCAUAUGGCUUUUGGAAUGGCAGUCAAGGAUUUCAAGAAAGUGAUGACUUUAUCAAAAUAACCGCUCUACGAAGACGCAAUUUAGAAAAAUAUGAAAUUACAAUUUGUUAUGUUUUGACUGAUUAUGAUAGCAUCAAUCAUUUAACGGAUGAAGUGAACGACCAUAUAGACACCAUAACAAAGGUAAACUUCCCAACAACGAAUCAGCUGCUAGAUUUUCUGAAUGCUGGUAGGAAGUAUAUUUUCACUGACACUUGGGGCUAUCGUCGCAAUAACUCCUGGAGUGGCAUGACUGGAUACUUGGUGAGAGAAGAGGUUGAGAUCGGAGGAUCACCUAUGUUCUUCACCUCCGAACGCCUAUCAGUAGUGGAAUACAUCUCAAGCCCAACACCCACGAGAUCUAAGUUUGUGUUUCAACAACCCAAACUUUCGUAUGAAAACAAUUUGUUUUUGCUUUCAUUCAAAUUUUCCUUGUGGGUUGGCUCUAGUGUAUUAAUACUUCUUGUUUAUUUGGUGCUCUGUAUUGUAGCAUUUUGGGAAUGGAGACAAUCAAGACAUCGUGUAUCACGUAUUAAUGACGCGGGUAUUUUGAGACCUAACUUGAUUGAUGUGGGGAUGUUUAUCUUUGGCACUACAUGUCAACAAGGGAGCACUGUUGAACUCAAAGGUUCCUUGGGACGAAUGGUGUUGAUCUUUCUAUUCGUGGCCGUGACUUUCUUAUACACGUCGUACUCCGCCAAUAUAGUAGCUCUGUUACAGUCGAGCUCGUCGCAAAUCAAGACAUUAGAGGAUUUGUUACAUUCACGGAUUAAAUUUGGAGUGCACGACACAGUAUUCAAUAGAUAUUACUUUACGACGGAAACUGAGCCAGUGCGAAGAGCUAUUUAUGAAACCAAAGUGGCUCCACCUGGUACUACUCCGCGUUUCAUGACCAUGGAAAAUGGCGUCAGAGAAAUUCAAAAGGGGCUGUUCGCGUUUCACAUGGAAACUGGCGUGGGCUACAAAUUUGUUGGGAAAUAUUUCGAAGAGGGUGAAAAGUGCGGCCUCAAGGAAAUACAAUAUUUGCGUGUCAUCGACCCGUGGUUGGCGGUCAGGAAAAAUACGCCAUUUAUGGAAAUGUUCAAAAUUGGGACAAAACGUUUGCAAGAACAUGGGCUGCAGCAACGGGAAAAUCAUCUGCUAUACGAAAAGCGACCUAGAUGCUCGGGGAGACAGGCUAAUUUUGUAUCCGUCAGCAUGGUCGAUUGUUAUCCAGCUCUGUUGAUUCUUUCGUAUGGAGCUUUAAUAGCUCUGAUUAUAGCUUUGCUAGAAAUCCUUUACCAUAGACGAUAUGAAAUAGUACAUAAGUUUGAACAUGGCGCUUCACACCGAUUUAAUUAAUUUUCGAUGUAAUAUUUGGGUUUAAUUAAAUUUCCUUAAUCAAUGCAUAUCACUACAUAGUAUAAAACAAAGUCGCUUUCUUUGUCCCUAUGUCCAUAAAUUUACUUAAAUCUUUAAAACAACGCAACGGAUUUUGAUGCGAUUUUUUUAAUAGGUAGAGUGAUUGAAGAAGAAGGUUUAUAAGUAUAACUAGCGAACCGCCCCGGUUUCGCACGGGUGCAAUGCUGAUACUAAAUACACUACAGAAAAACUGUGAAAGUUGUGAGUUUAAAAAACAUAGUGGCCUGCUCCGGCUUCGCACACUAAUAUUAUAAAGGCGAAAGUUUGUGUGUAUGUUUGUUCCUCGAUGCGGCUACUGAAAUGAAAUGCUAAGCGAUUUGGCUGAAAUUUGGAAUGGAAAUAGAUUUCACUCUGGAUUAACACACAGGCUAGGCACUUUUCAUCCCGGAAAAUCCAUGUUUCCCGUGAAAUUUGUGUCCGUCCGCUAGUGUAUGAUAAAGGCUAUUUAUUCUUCAUUCCGGAAAAAUCCAUUGUGCCCACGGGAUUUGUGAAAAAAGAUCUACGGCAGAAACGGAAACUUUUACGCGUAUAAAAUCGCGGUCAUCUACUAUUUAAAUGGUAAAAGAUGUGUAGCCUUAUUCUAGCUUUAAAGCUACUAUUAGAGAUAGAAUAGGUAACAGUGGCGAAGAAUGGAAUUUUGAUAAAGGUAAGCCGUCCCAAAUAAAAAGAAAUUCUUACCGAUUGAUACAAACUCCGGUUUUCUCAUACAUUCAUACAUAUAUAUUAAUUAUUGUAAUGUAUUGUAGUGUAUGUAUGGAUUUUAAAAGGUAACCCGGCGAGAAUCGGCCUGUUUGGACUCUUCGCCGCUAAAAUAGGCAAAGGUAGGUUCACAAAUUCCUCAGGAAAAUUUUGUUAGCCCCAUUUCUUGGUCUUUUAUAAUUAGAACCUUCAAAGUUUGCUGCAAACUGUAAAAGGCAUUUGCUUUCCUCGGUCAAUUACGUAUACCUACGAUUACAUAAUUUGUUUUUUUCAGUUUUAUUAAAAGUAACUAAAUGGAACGUAAUCGACCUUCGCAAAGUUAAUUAUUUUCUAAAAAUAUAACGAUUGCUAAUUUAUAAGAUUAUGUCUUGGUAAUUACAUUUAUUUUCGGAUUAACUCUUCAGCAGU